This is a messenger RNA of Callorhinus ursinus (northern fur seal), 626 nucleotides long. NCBI's taxonomy places the organism in Eukaryota, Metazoa, Chordata, Mammalia, Carnivora, Otariidae. The record is from RefSeq and is a predicted model, not a curated record.
AUGCGACCCCGGAUCCAUGUGACCUCCGUAUGCUGCGACCCCCGGACUGAUAACCCCGGGGCGGGCAACUCUACCCGCUGCAAGUCGGACGAGCCGCGCCCCUCCCUUCUGGCGAGGAGUGGGAACCGGACCCCGACCCGGACCCAGACCCCGACCCGGACCCAGACCCCGACCCGGACCCCGACCCAGAGCCGGACCCCAUUCCAGACCCGGAGGCUGACCCCCGCCCAUUCCCCGACCCCGACCCGGAACCGUGAGCCCGACCCGCACCAGGACUGCCACCCCCGCAGGUUUCCUGAGCUUGUUUGGAGCCGGCUGGAGUCAAAAGUGCCUAACAGACUUGGAGGAGAUCCAGCCUGUCUUGGAAGAGACAGACAGAAGGAAGCCAGGAGGAAGGUCAGCCCAGUGCCUGUGUUGACUGUUUACCUUUGGGGGCAGGUGUGUGCUGACAAGAGGAAGCUUUGGUCCUGGAGAAGGUCGGCCUCCUGUUUCUUCUAGAAGUUGCUGUAACUUCUGAGGAGCUUUGAUGGCCAGCUUUGGCUAAUGGAGGCAUUUUGCUCUUGCAGUAGGUUAAACCGCCUACGGAUAACGUAUAGGAUGUGAGUAAAGCCACAGCUUUUCCGGCA